AUCAAACAAAGCACUGAUAUUUUACAUUGAUUACAUUUAUGUAUAUGCACAUACUAUAUAUAGGGUCCAAGCAACCAUUAUAAAGGAUCAUUCUUAGUCUUACAACAGAGUAUAACAAAACACAGACACUGAUCAAUGGAUGUCUUAUAUUCUUCUAAUUGGCUUCAUCAAGAGAGCAUUGAUGAGAUGAGGCAGAAUCUACAGAGCACUCUGUUCGAACUAGAGACACUGAAAAUGGAAGCUAAUGAGAAAUCAAGAACACACAGAGAAGAAGUGAACCAACUUCUCAAUCUCCUCAAAUUCACUCAGCAAGAAAGAGACGAAGCUAGACAACAGUUAUCUCAAUUCAUCUUCCAUACCCAACAAAACCCUAAUUCAAGAAGCCUCACUAAAUCAAACAGCUUCUCUCACUCUCAAGAUGUAUCUUCUUCUUCUUCCUCAGAACUCUCCACCUUCCUCAACAUCCAUCCUCAGCCGUUGACGAAUCUUGAAGAUCCAACGGCUCAUAAUCAUCAUCAGCAGAUUGAUCCUCUAGACGUUCUUGUGAUGGGGAAAGCUUUUCCAGAAACGGGAAAGCUUUUGAAAGCGGUGGUUGAAGCUGGACCGCUUCUUGAAACGCUUCUUUUGGCUGGACCGCUACCAAAAUGGAUAAACCCGCCGCCUCAAACGCAAUCGCAGCGUUUUGAGUUACCUUCUAUCUCGUUUAGAGGGUCCGAUGUUGAUAGUAAAUGUGAUUCUAUGACGUGUUCUGGUUCGGUUAAUAGUUUUGGGUUCGGUUCGAGUUUGGUUAUCGAUCAAUCGAUGUUAACCGGAAAGAGGCAGAGAUUAGAGUAGCGAAUCGAUCAUUUUACAAGAUUCUAGAUUCCUACUACUACGAGCAGUUUUAUAAGUUGUUGGGUGAUUAUUUUUGUCCCUUCUAUAUAAAACUAUAAUUCGAUUUUAUGUCAAAUCUUCCAGAAAAAAAGUAAUUGUG
This is a messenger RNA of Arabidopsis thaliana (thale cress), 973 nucleotides long. RefSeq lists its product as hypothetical. Lineage: Eukaryota; Viridiplantae; Streptophyta; Magnoliopsida; Brassicales; Brassicaceae. The transcript is spliced from 2 exons. The coding region runs from base 136 to 834 and encodes 232 amino acids. The record is from RefSeq and is marked reviewed.